This is a messenger RNA of Staurois parvus, 362 nucleotides long. Lineage: Eukaryota; Metazoa; Chordata; Amphibia; Anura; Ranidae. The record is from the annotation of a GenBank genome assembly.
UCAGCGACUUAUAGUGGGACUGCGGUGGGCAUUCUGACACUGGCGGAAACUGACUUGGUGUCACUGACAUCCCCAGUGACACCAAUAUAGUGAUCAGUGCUAAUAAAAGCACUGACACGGUACUAAUGGCACUGGGCAGGAAGGGGUUAACAUCUGGGGCAAUCAAAGGGUUAACUGUGUGCUGUUUUACUGUGUGCUGUGUGUGUGCUUUACUGUGUCAGCACAUUCCUUUGUAUGACUCUUCUAUGCAGAGUCAUACAAAGCAGUGUGUAAGAGCUGAUGGGAGAGAUCUGUAUUGUUUACAUACAGGUCUCUCCCCCAUCAGUGAUACUCGGCAAUCGCUGGGUGUCGGUGAAUAAUCA